GGAAGCGACAGCACCCCGUUGACCGAGAGCUGGACGGCUCUGAUGCACCCACAACAGAUAUCAGAAGUGGCAUCCACGAUUUCCAAAACGUCAACUCUCAACUUGCAAUCAUUAUUUGCCAAGUGGAAAUAAUGCGAGAUUCAUUGCUCUAUAAAAGGGGAGCGUUGUCUGCUUGCCAUUUAGAGAGACAAAAGAUGGCAUUUGGAGUUCGCUUGUGUUUGUGUCUCUUGCUUGUCUUUGCUGUAAUAUCUUCGGCUCGUAACACCAUUUCCUUCUCAGACAAUGAAUUGGCCUUAGCUGUGAAGGGCAGGUCCUUGAAGAUGACACUGAACGAUUACGGUGAACCAAUGGCAAACCGUGGGCACGAUCCUUCACAAAGAAACAAGAACCGGGGUGGCCGUAAAGGCUGAGAGAUUCCAUGGUGUCUUCUUUAUUCAGUAUUUUGGAUCCUAACCUAAAUAUAUACUGAACUGAAUAAAUAACACAGGCUCACGUUUUGUAUUGCACGGGAGCUGAUUUAUACUCUACCUCUGCCAUAUUAAUACGUAUUCUCUAAGGCUUUUCUUCCUCGUUUAAUUGUCAUCUUUCUUAAUUUCAAGUUGCUGUGUCGUGUUAAGUAGAUUCAGUGUGAUCAAACAUUAUUGUGAAGAAUUAAUUUAGAUCCUCUCGAGCUAUCCAUGACAUGAAAUAAUCUCUUCUCUG
This is a messenger RNA of Populus trichocarpa (black cottonwood), 702 nucleotides long. RefSeq names its product protein PSY3. The coding region runs from base 132 to 410 and encodes 92 amino acids. Lineage: Eukaryota; Viridiplantae; Streptophyta; Magnoliopsida; Malpighiales; Salicaceae. The transcript is spliced from 2 exons. The record is from RefSeq and is a predicted model, not a curated record.